This is a messenger RNA of Microcebus murinus (gray mouse lemur), 836 nucleotides long. NCBI's taxonomy places the organism in Eukaryota, Metazoa, Chordata, Mammalia, Primates, Cheirogaleidae. The record is from RefSeq and is a predicted model, not a curated record.
CGGCCCGGCCCGGGCGGCGGCGGCGGCUCCAGCUCGAGGCCUCGGCGGCGCCCGCGCCGCGCCGCAGCCAUGGCCCUGGUGACCCUGCAGCGCUCCCCCACGCCCAGCGCCGCCUCCUCCUCGGCCAGCAACAGCGAGCUGGAGACUGGCAGCGACGAAGAUCGAAAGUUAAACCUCAGCUUAAGUGAGAGCUUUUUCAUGGUGAAAGGAGCAGCCCUCUUCUUGCAACAGGGAAGCAGCGCUCAAGGCCAGCGGUGUCUUCAGCACCCCCACAAACAUGCAGGUGACGGCUCUAAGUUAAUGCUUUUAUUUUAUUUUAUUUUUUUUUAUUAUUUUUUUUUUGUUGCUUAUUUUUAUGGAGACGUUGAUGCUUUUAAAUCGGAACCUUCCAUUGUUGGUGGUGAGCAGCGUGCUGGGUUUUAAGGCCAGAGGAAUCACGGAACACAGGUUUGUAAUGACCUGGUGCAGGUGGAGGCUCAGGUGUUCUUUCCCCGAGCAGGCCAUGCACCUUUCCCAGGUGGCACUGGCAGCUGGGGCGCCUUUGAAACCAGGCGUGUCUAUGUGACCUGUCAGGUGGCCAGCAGUGUCCUACGGGAUGGAAAGAUCCCCUGUACACUGUGUAUCAGACAGCUGCCCGUGACAGCCCGCCUUGUUAACAAAUGCACCGAAAUGAAUCCCAGCCAGAUGUUGUCCCUUUGAAAAUAACCACCCGAGGCUCUACCUACCUAGACCGGGGAUGCCCGUCAUUUCUCCGAGCAUUUGGAAAACACUCACUUGGGGAAUUUCUUUAAGAGCCUUUGGCUCGCACUCUGAAGUCCUCCCUGUGGUAGGAAGUC